GUCACAUUCUUAUUGCUAGGCUGCUUAGCAAUCAGCCAAGGCGGAGAUGAUGGGUCUCUCCCCUAAUACUUACAUUUUAUAUUAAAUCUCAGAUUACCACGAUGGAUAUCAAGUUAUUCUUGAUAUUUGUGGUAAUACUGAGCGCCAUGCACCAAGGUCCUGCUUCUUACCGGGACCUUACGUGUGUUGAGCCAGAACCAGGAUAUACCCAAAGAAUGCUUUCCUUCCUUACCGCAAGAGAAUUUGAGAGAAUCUGCCCAGCGCGAGCCGUUCUGAUAUGGCGAAUUGGGAGCGAGGUAUUCUGUAACCUCCUGUGCGUCCUUAUAACCUUACUGCUGGGUUAUGCGCCGUCGAUCAGAAACAGCGCCAGAGAGAGAUGGAGUUUCAUGGUUUCCAUGAUCAAGGGAAUGGAGAGCCCGUCCUUCCAGAUGUCGCCUUUGUGGGACGGUUCCCCUGUCAGGCGAAAAGAAGAUUGUUAUGGAUGCCGUCUAGAUCCCGUAAGAGGAACAAGGCCAACCUCUCUGAGCGGUCAAAGGUCAUGAUGUUGUUUAGCUAUGGCCUCGAGUUGUCCGUGCAGUUGACAAAAGAACUGCCCCAGGAUGGCCUUUACUGGAAAAGAAAAUUCUGCAAUCCAUUUGAGGAGAAAGACAUGGCUCUAUUCCCACUGUGUAUUCAGCGGCAAAUCAACAUCUGGUUCCCUCUCCCUCGCUAGUUUCCUUGUUUACUGAAGAAUCCCGAUGAUGGAAUAGAAGUUGGGGAGUGACGUCAUCGAUUUUUGUGCUACCUGCGUAAUGGUGUAUUACAUGUACCUUGGAUUUUGCAAUGCUCGGUUCUGAUAGAAUUGACCUUAGCCCGCGAUAUUGUUUUCAUAUGUGUUAUAUCGGUCAGUCCUUGACCGUUGAUGGUUUAAUGAAAAAAUACUUGUUGUAUUGACCAUUAAAUAUGUGUUGUCGUUGAC
Pecten maximus is the source of this 958-nucleotide messenger RNA. RefSeq lists its product as uncharacterized. The coding region runs from base 102 to 542 and encodes 146 amino acids. The transcript has 5 exons. The record is from RefSeq and is a predicted model, not a curated record. Lineage: Eukaryota; Metazoa; Mollusca; Bivalvia; Pectinida; Pectinidae.